GAACUGGAUGGAUACAUUUUGGAAAGCAUGGACCCUCUAGCACACCUAGUUCUCUGUGGAUUCAGCCUGUUGAUUUCAGGUAAAGUAGGAGCGGCACUGGACCUCAUACUGAUCAAUUCCUUCCCUCUGGUGGGCAACACUGAGACAUCACUUACAUGUGUCACUUCCAAAUGGCGUUCCCGUGAGUCUAUCACGAUAGGCCGGGACCAGGAGGAUGUAGCAAACCAGCACCGGGAGCCACUGGAAGUUAAUGAAGAUUCCAAGAGAGCAGCAGCCAAAACAGUGGUGUGGAAGAGGGAACAGGCCAGUGAAACUAUUGGAGCAUAUUACUGUGAAGGGAAACUCAAGGAUGAGGUGACAAGGAUACAUACCAUGAAGAUGCCACUGGGAGCUUCAUUCCACCCAGUGGCAUUAACUGUUACAGCAAAUAAGGGAGAGCAUGUGAACAUCUCCUUCAUCAGAAUGGCAUCAAAAGAGGAAGAUGCAGUGAUCUACAAGAAUGGCUCCUUCAUCCACUCUGUGCCCAGGCAUGAAGUGCCGGGAGAGCUGGAAGUCUCCUAUCCUCAAGUUCAACCACAGGAUGCAGGGGUUUACUCUGCCAGAUAUAUAGGAGGAAACCUUUUUACUUCUGCUUACACGAGGCUUAUUGUAAGACGAUGUGAAGCUGAGAAAUGGGGCCCUUCCUGUAGCUUCCACUGCCCUUCCUGCACAAACAAUGGCAUUUGUCAUGAAGAUACUGGGGAAUGCAUCUGUCCUCCAGGUUUUAUGGGAAAAACAUGUGAGAAAGCUUGCGGAGCCAACACUUUUGGCAAAACAUGUGAAGAGACCUGCAAAGAAAAUUAUGGCUGCAGAAACUUUAUGUUCUGUCUACCAGAUCCAUAUGGUUGUUCUUGUGCCACAGGAUGGAUGGGACUAGAAUGUGAUAAAGAAUGCAAACCUGGGUUUUAUGGGUCAGAUUGCAAACUCAAAUGUAAUUGCCACAAUCGAGGAACAUGCGACAGAUUUAAGGGCUGCGUCUGCUCCUUCGGAUGGCAUGGUUCACAAUGUGAAAAAAAAGGUUCAGCAGAUCUUUCGCCUCAGAUAGUGAACUUACUAGAUCCUGUGGAACUCAAUUCUGGCGUCGAGUUCAAACCGUUUUGUAUAGCAACAGGGAUGCCGCUUCCUAAAUCUGAAGAAUUCAAACUCUUGAAGCAAGAUGGAACUGUUCUGAGGCCUGAUGAAAUUUCCACCAGUAAUCAUUCUGAAGCCAUGUUUAGAAUUAACCGAGUCCUGCCUGGUGAUACAGGAACUUGGGUUUGCAGUGUGCAGACAGUAGCAGGAAUGGCAGAGAAACCAUUUCAAGUUACAGUCAAAGUUCCUCCUGUGCCACAGUAUGCUCCAAGGCUGACAGACAGAGGACAUAAUUUUCUCAUAAUUGAUAUCAAUGCUGAGUUACACAACGGAGAUGGACCUGUUGUGUCAACAAAACUUCUGUACAAGCCAGCAAAACGUUAUCAGUCCUGGAUGUCUGUGGAAGUAAAAGGCACAACUAAAAGACUGGACAAUUUGGAACCCAAAACAGAGUAUCAGUUCUGUGUUCAGCUAAGUCGGCAAGGGGAAGGUGGAGAAGGCCAUCCUGGACCGCAGGCCAGCUUCACAACAGCUGCACUUGGUCUUCCUCCACCAGAAGGUAUCACUCUCUUUCCAAAAAGUAUGACAUCACUGAAUUUAUCAUGGCAUCCCUUAACACUGAGGACAGAGGAUGAUAUUCGUGUUGAAGUGGAAAGGAAGAGCGUGAAUGACAACGGUGACGAGAGCAGUGUUAUUACUCAAGUGCCAGGAAAUAUGUCCACCUUGAUCAUUAAAGAUCUUGAGCCUAGACAGCAAUACAUGUGCAGGGUACGGGUGAACACCAGGUCCCAAGGAGAAUGGAGCAACUAUCUAUAUGCAUGGACUUUCAGUGACAGAAUACCUCCUGCACCGAACAACAUCAGGUUUUCUAACACCACAGACACAUCCUCAGUCAUCUCUUGGACAGCUGCUGAGGGUCAUUCCAUCUCCUCCAUCAUCAUCAGCUACAAAAUUUAUGGCAAGGCUGAGUACAACCACGUUGAUAUUAUCAUAAAGAACACCAGCAUUACUCAAUAUCAGCUCAAGGGCCUUGAGCCAGACACUGUGUACCAGGUUCAGAUUAAUGCUCAGAACAACAUUGGCUUGAGCAACCCGAACACAUCAUUUGAACUGAGGACCCUUCCAGAAACAAAAGCUCCACAUGAAUCAAAAGGAGGCAAAAUGCUGCUUAUUGCUAUCCUUGGAUCUGCAGGGAUGACCUGUGUAACAAUUCUCCUGGCCUUUCUCAUCAUGCUGCAGCUAAAGCGAGCCAACUUCCAGCGUCGAAUGGCUCAGGCUUUCCAAAAUGUAGUGAGGGAAGAGCCAGCUCUGCAGUUUAACUCAGGUACUCUCACUCUGAGUAGGAAAGCCAAAAACAGUCCAGAUCCUACUAUUUAUCCAGUUCUUGAAUGGAAUGACAUAAAAUUUCAAGAUGUGAUUGGGGAAGGUAAUUUUGGGCAAGUCCUGAAAGCACGCAUUAAGAAAGAUGGCUUACGCAUGGAUGCUGCAAUAAAAAGGAUGAAAGAGUAUGCCUCAAAAGAUGAUCACAGAGAUUUUGCUGGAGAACUUGAAGUUCUUUGUAAACUUGGUCAUCAUCCCAACAUCAUAAAUCUUUUGGGAGCAUGUGAGCAUAGGGGAUAUCUUUACCUUGCUAUUGAAUAUGCUCCCCAUGGAAAUUUACUGGACUUCCUUCGGAAAAGCAGAGUACUAGAGACAGACCCAGCAUUUGCUAUUGCCAACAGUACUGCAUCUACACUUUCCUCUCAGCAACUUCUGCAUUUUGCAGCAGAUGUUGCCAGAGGGAUGGACUACUUGAGCCAGAAACAGUUUAUUCAUCGAGAUUUGGCAGCAAGAAACAUCUUGGUUGGAGAAAAUUAUGUUGCAAAAAUAGCUGACUUUGGCUUAUCAAGAGGUCAGGAAGUUUACGUUAAGAAGACCAUGGGACGGCUUCCAGUGCGAUGGAUGGCAAUUGAAUCUUUGAAUUACAGUGUUUACACCACAAAUAGUGAUGUAUGGUCAUAUGGUGUCCUCUUAUGGGAAAUUGUUAGUUUAGGUGGAACACCAUAUUGUGGAAUGACAUGUGCAGAAUUAUACGAAAAACUCCCUCAAGGGUACCGACUGGAAAAACCUCUCAACUGUGACGAUGAAGUGUAUGACCUUAUGAGGCAGUGCUGGAAAGAAAAACCAUAUGAAAGACCAUCAUUUGCUCAGAUACUGGUGUCACUGAACAGGAUGUUAGAAGACAGGAAGACCUAUGUGAAUACUACGCUAUAUGAGAAAUUUACUUAUGCAGGCAUUGAUUGCUCCGCUGAAGAAGCUGCCUAAGAUAGAAAAAAAAUCUUCGCUCAUCAUUGAUGCAUUACAGAAAACUAAAAUUCAAUCUGCUGGAAUCCAAAAUGUGAUGUGCUGUGUAGAAUUGUGUAUAGCUCUAACUAUAUAUAAUACAGCAAUACUGUUUUACCACAGUUAUGCGUGUGUAUAUCACAUAGUGAUAUACAUCUCUGCCUUCAGAGGCUGUAGAAGUGUAUAUAUUGUCCAAAACAGGUAUAGACUAAAGUAAUGAAAUCUGUUGUUUCAUUCACAGGGUUUUCUUUUUUCUUAGAUAUAUGUAGAUAUAAUGUCUACAUGCAUAUUGUAAUGCAUUAGGUAUUGACAUCUUAGAGGGUUUUUUAUAUUUUCCAAGAGCUACUCAUAGCAAAGUGGUAACUUAUUGCAGUAUUCUAUAUACAUUUCAUUGUGUUUGAAACAAAAAUGCUGGGCAGUUGCAGUGCAACAAUGGAAGUUGUAAUCCAGUGUGCUCAACAAGGAUAAUUAAGACAGACUCCUGUUUGAAUGCAAAAGUCAGCUAGCAGAAGUAAUCUAGUCAAAAGCUCUGUUGACACUCAUAAGAUAAAAGGCAUGCUAUUGUUCUUUCAUUGCCUAGCAUGACUAUCAGUUUUUGCCCAUAUGCAAAGUAUACAUAUAUUUUGAAGUGUUUAAUGUUAUCAGAGGCAGCCAUACAGCAAUAUUCAUGAAGCAUAGUGUUGAGGAGCAUACUACAUAUCGUAAAACACAUUUUUACAACUUGCCUGGAUAUACAUGAGACUUACUCAAUUUGUAUUUCAUUUAAUAAUUUCAAUGCAUAAUUAUAAAUUACUACCUGUUAUAUACAAGCAGGGCUUACUUACUUUUGUUUAUAUUACCCUUUCAUUCUGUCUGUAGUGUGGUAUGGCCUCUUACAAAAUAUCAUACUCAAAUGCUUCAAAACAGUGGUAUUCGUCCUGCCAGAAAGGUCCCAAUCCUUAGGUAAGAAAAAUAACGGCAGGAUUAGUUUGAACUUCUGCUGUCAAGCCAAGAACAAGGGUUUUGGUGGAUUUACCCUAUCCAAAUUUCACAUAGUAGCCAACUUCAUGUUUUGCACAUAUGUCCCCCUCUUGCCCUUGAAUUACCAGCUCACAACUGUCCAUCAGACCACAAUGAUGUCCCAGUUGGGUGCAACAGGUCAUCCCCUCAGACUUGGAGAAAGAUGCUUGAGAGAGUGCAAGAUUUCUCUUUGUGAUUCUUUGUGGAUGGGUAUGUGAUUGGUUACAAGGUGGGGGUAUCACAG
Molecule: messenger RNA, 4675 nt
Organism: Melozone crissalis (California towhee)
Lineage: Eukaryota; Metazoa; Chordata; Aves; Passeriformes; Passerellidae
Gene: TEK
Product: TEK receptor tyrosine kinase
Exons: 23
Coding region: 28-3414 (1128 amino acids)
Biological process (GO): positive regulation of phosphatidylinositol 3-kinase/protein kinase B signal transduction; positive regulation of kinase activity; angiogenesis
Cellular component (GO): signaling receptor complex; plasma membrane
Molecular function (GO): transmembrane receptor protein tyrosine kinase activity; ATP binding; protein binding
Source: RefSeq, a predicted model, not a curated record